Messenger RNA from Nematostella vectensis (starlet sea anemone), 3275 nucleotides. Its product is annotated as probable RNA-binding protein 19. The transcript is spliced from 15 exons. Lineage: Eukaryota; Metazoa; Cnidaria; Anthozoa; Actiniaria; Edwardsiidae. Gene Ontology annotation, molecular function: RNA binding. The record is from RefSeq and is a predicted model, not a curated record. Bases 139 to 2886 code for a protein of 915 amino acids.
UUUCGGGUACCCUGUGGCACGUCAAACGUUCGCACGUGACACAGCAAAACAAGAUGGCUUCCACGUGGUUAGCAAAAGAUGUCGCUAUCCCUAACUAAAAUCAAAAUUGUACGCGCAAACUUAAAGAACACUUAAAUCAUGUCUCGUCUAAUUGUAAAGAACCUUCCUCAAAAUAUCAAGGAGGACUACUUUCGCUCUAUAUUUGGCGCAAAGGGAGAGAUUACUGACAUCAAAUUGUGUAGAACCAAAGAUGGAAAGUUUCGACGUUUCGGGUUCGUUGGGUAUAAGACCGAGAAACAAGCCGAGAAUGCGCUUAAGUACUUCAAUAACUCAUUUAUCGACACCUCUAAGAUCCAAGUAGACCUUGCUAGGAAUCUGGGUGAUAAGGAUGCCCCGAGACCAUGGAGUAAAUAUUCCGAACAUAGCUCUGCUUAUCAGAAGAAGGUUAAAAAACUGCUUGAAAAGAACGAAGACAAAGUCGGGGCUAAGGAUGAUAAAGUCAUGAAAAAGAAAAAGUCCAAAGAAAAAGUCAAGGGAUUGGAAGAAUUGGAUGAGGAUCCUGAGUUUCAGGAGUUCGUGAGUGCUCAUGAAUCACGCAGUAAAAAGUCAUUGUGGAGCAACGAUACUUUAAUAUCGAAACAGAGAAACUCAAAUGAAAAGGAGACCGAGGUCUCCCCAAAGAAGAUGGCAGUAAAAUUUGAAGAUUCUGAUGAGAGCGAUGAUGAUGUACCAAUGGCAGAUAAGCUGACUGAAGAUAUGGAACAAAAUACUGAUGACAACAGUAAUACUGUUGCCAAAGACUCCUCUAUAUCUGAUAUGGAUUACUUGCGGACAAAAGUGACAUCAAGCAAAACAGAGUCUGAUACAGAUGUUAAUAAGGAAUUUGAUUCUGAUGAUGAUCGGGAGGAAACAAUUGAUGCUAGUAAAAACCCUGAUGGUUCUUCUGAUGUUGAUGAGCCACAGGAAACUCCUCAACCAGAUAAACCCAAGCCAACAACCCCUUGGACUUGCAAGAUGAGGGGACUCCCAUUCAAAGCAAAAGAAAAGCACAUUUUAGAGUUUUUCUCUCCACUGAAACCAGUGGCUAUCAGGUUUGUCAUGAACAAGAAAGGCCAACCAUCAGGCUGUGCAUUUGUGGAUUUUAGUAGUAAAUCAGAUCUUGAAAAAGCAUUAAAAAGAAACAAGGACUAUCUGCAGGGUAGAUAUAUUGAGCUGUUCAAGGAUACCAACAGAGACUUUGAUAACAAUAAACAAGGCGAUGGUGAGAAAUCAUGGAUGCGGAAACUCCAGGAAAAAGGAGAUGACGAAGAAGAGGAGCCAAUUGGAGAGUCUGGACGACUGUUCCUUCGUAACCUUGCUUACAGCUGCUCUGAGGAGGACAUCCAGCAUUUGUUUGAGAAGUUUGGGCCAUUGUCAGAAGUCAACCUUCCAUUAGACAAGCAUACAAAUAAGACCAUUGGCAUUGGAUUUGUCACAUUUCUUAUGCCGGAGCAUGCUGUCAAGGCAUUCAAUGAACUAGAUGGAACAGUCUUUCAGGGGCGGUUACUUCAUAUACUUCCAGCUAAAGCUAAGAAGGAGGAAAGCAAUGAUAAUGAAGCAGAGAGCAUAUCCUACAAGAAGAAGAAUGAAGAGAAGAAGAAAAAACAGAGCGGUAGCGACCACAACUGGAACACCUUAUUUCUAGGGUUGAAUGCAGUUGCUGAUGUCAUGGCUGACAAGUACAACACCUCAAAGAGAGACAUUCUGGAUGCUGAGUCAUCACAUAGCCUUGCGGUCCGCAUGGCUCUGGGGGAGACUCAGCUUGUUGCUGAGACCAGGAAAUUCCUGACUGAACAAGGAGUAAAACUAGAUGUUUUUGGCCAGGCUGCUGCAAGUAGGAGCAAAACUGUUAUCGUGGCCAAGAACCUUCCAUAUGGUACAAAUGCAGAAGAGCUAAGGACACUGUUCUCAGCAUUCGGCCAACUAGGAAGAGUUAUUCUACCACCUUCUGGAAUCACAGCUCUUAUUGAAAUUCCUGAGCCAAGUUUGGCAAGGAAAGCUUUCCAGAAACUUGCUUACUCAAAGUUCAAGAACUCACCUUUAUAUCUUGAGUGGGCACCACUUGAUGUGUUCGUUGAGGGACAACUAAAGAAAGAUUCUUUAGAGAAAACAGACAAGGAUGCUGAUCAAUCUGAAGAACAAAAUGCUGGAAGUGAUGAGGAGGACACAGAGGGUGUAACCCUGUUUGUGAAAAACCUGAGCUUUGAAUCAACAGAGGAAGCAUUAAAACAAAAAUUUGCUGCUGUAGGUCCUGUGAAGAGUGCAACCAUCGCAAAGAAGAAGGACCCUAAGAAGCCAGGUAGCCUCUUAUCUAUGGGAUAUGGCUUCGUUGAGUUUUGCAAUAAAGCAUCAGCACAAGAAGCUUUGAAAUCCCUGCAGCACUCUCAACUGGAUGGUCAUGCCCUAGAAUUGAAGCAAUCUCAUCGGAAAUCAGGAAAAGAAGAGUCCAAAAGAAAGAAAUCUGCCAAACAGAAGCAAAAGAGCUCCAAGAUACUGGUCCGUAAUGUCCCAUUUGAGGCAACAACUAAAGAGAUAAGAGAGCUUUUCAGCACUUUUGGAGAAAUCAAAACAUUGCGUCUGCCCAAGAAGAUGACAGGCACAGGUCCCCAUAGAGGUUUUGCAUUUGUGGAUUUCCUCACCAAACAGGAUGCUAAGCGUGCCUUUGAAGCACUAUGCACCAGUACCCAUUUGUAUGGUCGCCGUCUGGUGUUGGAAUGGGCAGAAGAUGAAGAUGAUGUUGACACACUCAGAAAACGUACCGCUGAUCACUUUCAUGGAGAACAAAAGAAAACAAAAAAGAAGAGCAUCCAAGACUCUCUUAUGGACGCCAUGUCUAUCGACGAGUAGAAGCCUUAAGACGAAGAGACAAAGACAAUUGUCCUCUAUGGUUUGAUGGCAAGGACCGCAUCACAAAAUGCAGCGUCGGUUGUUCUAGCCUGUACGUUGACAAACCCGUGUUUCUGGAAGAGUUCUUUGUAUUCUUGUGCUGUUCUCUCGCGAGAGCCACUAUCAGCAAACGCGAGCAUUAACAUACUCAUUAAGUUGCCAGUGAUGUGACCUGUCUUGUCCUCUGGUAGCAGUAUCUCUCCUAGGAGCACUCCGCCACCUAUUUAAUACAAUAUUCAAAACAGUUCAGUGAGAAAAUCGUUUGCUUUUGAGGUGCGAAGGAGUUUGAGUAAUCAGUAAAAUAUUUCUUUACAUUCCCCAAUGAAACAAAGAUUGUUUUCUUCUUCCCA